Molecule: messenger RNA, 2748 nt
Organism: Malassezia globosa CBS 7966
Lineage: Eukaryota; Fungi; Basidiomycota; Malasseziomycetes; Malasseziales; Malasseziaceae
Exons: 1
Coding region: 1-2748 (915 amino acids)
Biological process (GO): double-strand break repair via homologous recombination; nucleotide-excision repair involved in interstrand cross-link repair; resolution of meiotic recombination intermediates
Cellular component (GO): nucleotide-excision repair factor 1 complex
Molecular function (GO): single-stranded DNA endonuclease activity; single-stranded DNA binding; damaged DNA binding
Source: RefSeq, a predicted model, not a curated record
AUGGAACUUCCGCCAAGUCGGCAUUGGCUGCUUCCAUUUCACCGAGCCAUACUACACCGGCUUAUCCCCGAUGACGACGAGUUGCGUGACUUGCUAGUUGUGAUUGCGCCCGGGCUUGGCCUUCGAAGAGUUCUAUCUACCCUCCUGCGAGUUUAUGCACGUCCGACAUGUCUUGUCGUGGUAGUGAACGCAUCAUCAAAAGAUGUCAAUGGUAUCAAUCAUGAUCUUGGCACUCUGGGUCUUGGGCAUAGUGCUGUUCGCGAUGUGCACCACGAAAUGAGUGCGAAGCAAAGAGCAGAUGUAUAUGUAUCGAGUGGAAUUGUUAGUGUCACAUCUAGAAUUUUGAUUGUUGAUAUGUUGAGCAAAAGAAUACCGAUCUCUCGAAUUACUGGCGUGGUUGUGCUGCACGCAGAACAAGUUUCGCCUGUAUCGAUUGAGGCAUUCAUUCUGCGUGUUUAUCGACAAGAGAACAAAGACGGAUUUGUCAAGGCUUUUUCAGACAAUGUUGAACAAUUAGCGAACGGAUUUCAUAAACUACAAACAAUUAUGUCGCAGCUCCGUUUGCGCCAAGUGGAUAUAUGGCCACGAUUCCAUCAAGAUAUAGACAAGGAUCUGGUCAAAAGACGUGCUGAUGUGAUUGAAUUACAUCAGCCAUUGACACCUAGGAUGGUGUCCAUUCAAAAUGCCAUCAUCGAGUGCUUGGAAGGCACGCUUCAUGAAAUCAGGUUGAGCAAACUUGCAGCAGAUAUGGAAGACUUUGACGUUGAACAUACUAUGUACCGUGCGUUUGAUGUCGCCGUUCGCCGGCAGCUUGAACCCGUUUGGCACAGGCUUAGUCCUUCCACGAAGCAAUUAGUGGGCGAUCUAAAUACUUUAAGACAUUUACUUCAUGCGUUACUGUCUUAUGAUUCCGUGUCAUUUUAUAUUUAUCUGGAAACGAUCUUGGCUUCAAACGCACCCUCUACUGAAGCAGGUGCUUUCCAGCGACAAUCUCAAUGGCUCAUGACUGAUGCAGCAAAUAUAAUAUUUCAUGAAGCAAGAGCCAGGAUUUGGGGUGAGAGACAAGAGUGUGGUGAUACAGAGCUGGUCUUGGAGGAAUUGCCCAAAUGGAAGCUAUUAGUCGAUGUUUUGUACGAAAUCGAGCAAGAUAUCUAUACCAACAGGUCUGCUACCUCCAAUCACACGAUUUUAAUCAUGGCUAAAUCCGAUCGCACUGUCUCUCAGCUUCGUAUGUGGCUGUCGCUCGCGGAAGGAGACUUCAAGACCCCAGGUCGCUCAUACACGAAGGCUUGUCUUAAUGACUAUUUUGCCUGGAAAAAGAACCUCCAGUCAUUUCAGCAUGAAUCUCCGGGUAAAGAUAAUAAUGAAAAUCCAGCUUCAUCUUCGACAGCCUCAAGCACAUUAAAUGAAGCAUUGCACCGGAAAAUUAUGCGUUCAGGUGCACCUGCUCAUAAGCGAAGGCGUGUAAGAGGUGGUCUGCAGCAGGGGCCCUCCCGACCUAUCGUUUAUGAAAACGAACAAGCAGCUGAGUGGAAAGAAAAGGUGCCAAAUAUUGAAGUCGCUCGAAAAACAAGUCGUGUUUUGGAAAAAUCUGUCGAGGAAGAUUGGGUUGAUGAUUCGCUGGAUUAUUUCGGACUAAUUGAUUUGAGCCAUGUUGUGAUCGUACAAAGUUAUCAAGAUGACAACGACGACAGCCUUUUACAAGAACUACGACCUCGUUAUGUGAUUAUGUAUGACCCUAAUGCUCAAUUUGUGCGCCAGGUUGAAAUUUACCGAGCUACACAAGAGAAGACGCCAGAAUUGAAAAUAUAUUUUCUUCUCUAUACUGACUCAGUCGAAGAACAAAUGUAUUUGGCUGCAUUGCGACGUGAAAAAGAUUCAUUUGAGCGAUUAAUACGGGAGAAAGCAACAAUGGCGAUACCUUUAACUGUGGAUGGAACCCCAGCCGAGGAUGCUGAUCAACGCAUGGUUCGCAUGCUGAGCACUCGCGUAGCGGGAGGUCAACGAGCCUUGCCAUCAGUUCGACCACCAAGUGUUGUGGUGGAUAUGAGAGAAUUUCGCUCAAGCUUGCCUUCGCUUUUGCAUGCAGCUGGUCUUCAGGUUAUUCCAUGCACACUUCAGGUGGGCGACUACGUGAUUUCCUCUGAGAUGUGUGUGGAGCGCAAGAGCCUCAUGGAUCUGGUUCAAAGCCUCACCUCGGGCCGAUUGUAUACGCAAUGCGAAUCAAUGUCUAUGCAUUAUCCGUAUCCUAUAUUAUUGAUUGAAUUCGACCAUGAACGUGCAUUUACAUUUCAAGGAAUGGGUGAAACAAACCCUACUGGUUCUGCUCGGCCUAUCACUUCGCGAACAUCCUCUCUUGACUUGGAUUUGCAAUCCAAACUAGCAUUAUUAACAUUAUCAUUUCCUCGUUUGCGACUGAUAUGGUCUUCUUCGCCCUACGCCAGCGUAGAAAUCUUGUCUGAUCUCAAACAGAAUUAUGACGAGCCAGACCCUGCACAUGCUGCCGCUAUUGGCUUAGAUGAUCUGUCAGAACGUCACAGUCAAGAAAUGGCUAUUCAUGCCACAUCCAUGGAAAUGCUUCGUGCUAUGCCGGGAGUCACCGUAAAAAACUCCGCCUACAUUGCGCGAAAAAUCCCGCAUAUUCAUUCGUUAAGUGACGCGUCAGUGACAGAGCUGCAAGGUCUGAUCGGAUCCGAGCCUGGCCGAAAGUUGCAUGAUUUUCUUCACCGGCGUUUCAUCGCAUCUUAA